UGUGCUGCUGAAUUGGCUGAGGGCAUGAAAGUCAUCCCAGAGGAUAACUAUGUUAUUUUGAAAUAUAUCUGUCGCUUUCUGAGAGAGGUAGACUAAUUGUUUAUUCACAGUUUAGGAAAUCAAUGCAACUUAAGAUUUUAGAUUAGGUUGUUUUUGUUUUUGUCAGUUACAAAAAUUUCUUUAGAAGCCUAAUAGGUUUUUAAAAAUCACUCACUAUAUUAUUUAUAUUAGAUCUAUUUUUACCUUAUUUCAUAUUAAGGCAUAGGCCUUCGCAAUGCCAAUAUUAUUUGUUUUUGAAGUUUGAUCUAUUUAAAAAGAACAGAAAAGAACUGUCUAUGAUUACUUUUAGAAAAGAAUAUCAGAGUCUCUUCUAAGUGCUUUUUUUUUUUCUUUUGUAAUUUGUACUCGUUACAAGACAGUAUCCUGCACAACUGUAUGAAGCGGGUUUAUAUUUAUUGUUUUAUCUCUUACAUAUUGAAAUGGCAGAACUCUUUCUAAACUCUGCAUAGGUUGGUCUUUAUGAGGCUUCCAACAAGAUGUCAAUGAUGAGUCUUGGCACAGUGUUUGGUUAUAACCUCAUUCGCCACAUUGACAAAGAGAAUUCACAACUGUUUCUCUGCACAGCAGACCUGGGUCAGAAUCUUGUGUAUAUGAUGUUGGAGUAUUUCCCAAAGGUUAGUGUUGACUUCUGAUCUUAUCCUAGAACUGCUUUUUAUUGGGAGAAGUAUGGUAAAAAAAGUUGAAAUUUUAUAUUUCAUUUUUUAACUGUAAACAAUUAUUAAAUGCUGAUCAUAAAGUGCAUAUUGGUAGUUUUUAUUGAUACCCUUUCAACUUUAAAGGCCUUUGACAGACAGAAAUUUUGAAAAUCAAAGAAAUCCAAAUAGUGCAUCGAGUUGGGUAUAUAAAGAAGAUUUUAAUUUAAGAUGUAUUAUAACAAGAAUCAGCAUUCAUGUAUGACCAGCCAACUGAAUCUAUCGAACCCACUCCACAUUCAGUUAUAUAAAUAUAUUCAAGUCUGGGCUUCUUAUUUUAAGUUCCUGAUCAGCUGCCUUUUGAUUCAUUUUUAUCUGACCUCUUAUUCUUUUUCAAUAAUCAAUCUUAGUUUCAUUGUUCAUACAUGAAAUAAAAAUGUUGAUCCAAGACAUUAAAGUUAAUGACUAAUCAGAAAGUAAAUUUACCUAUCAAUGUUUAGGACAAAUUUUCAGAACUAGAUAAUUUUGUAACUGAAUUUUUUGUUUUACAAAAAAUUAUUUCUAUUAAAAGAUAAAUUUUGAUACUCAGGUGUUCAUGUUAGAAUACAGUGACAAGGGUGAUGCAGGAAACAAUGUCCCGACCUCUGAUCUGCUCCGGAUGUCACGUGUCCUUGAUUUCCCAUCCGUAAUUCCAGUUAGCCCCAAUGUGCCAACUUUCAAAGAACUUGAAGGUAUAGAUUUUAACUGUGGUACAAUCACCCCGCCAACUUCUCGCAGCAGCAAAGGUUCUCAGAGCUCACUGACCACUAAUGACCUUGCAUCUGUGCCUCCACCAAAACAUCUUCUGGAGGCUGAUGAAGGUUCUGAUGAUGUCUUCAACAAACCCAAUGUUGUUUUAAGAAAAACCAGAAACUUUAAUCUCAACUUGUCAGAGCCUGCAGACACUGGCCUGCCCCCAAGUGGCCCGAACUCUCCUUCACUUAAAAGUGGGGAUCAUCCUGUUCCACCCAGAAGAAAGUCAAGAAUUUUACGAAACAGAAACGUCAGUGACAGAAAAAACCCUGAUGGGGGAUCGCUGGAUGGUGAGAGGUCGCCUAGAUCUCCCAUGAGCCCAGUGGUUUUAGAUCCUGAGGAUGUCCUGACAGCCUUGAGUCAUGCAAAUCUCCCAACUGGAUGUCCAGCACUAAGUCAAGCCGGCUCUUUAAAAAAAUCCCAAAAGUACACUAGUGAAAAUACUUGUACAGUGAAUGGAUCCACAUUAGUGGUGAACAGUGUUGUUUCUAAUAAAGAGAUUUCAGUUGGUGAAUCAUUGACAGAUGAGAGUGGGAAAGUUGGCCCCAGUACAAGUGAUCUCCAUAUACAAGUGAAUGCUUUGAAAGGAGAGCUCGCCGCAAAGAGGGAUCACUACAAGAAGCAAGUGAAUGCCUUGAAAAGCCAGCUGACUGAUAUCAGGGAGAAGUAUGAGCGCAGGAUAGAGACAAUGGAAAUUGAAAUUAACUCACUGAAGCAGGAGCAUGAGAAGAGCCUAUCCGCCGAAAAGACGGCAUGUGCCCAAGUGGUUGCUGAAGUAGUUGAACUCAAGGAAAAACUUCACAAGUAUCGUAUGACGUAUGGUGAUUUGUGAGUACUGUUUGCAAGUCAUUCAACAGUAACAGCCUAAAGUCAGCUUAAACUGCAGAGUCAGGAAUGAUGAGAUUUAGUUAGUCUAUAAUUGAUCAGUUAUAUGAGGUACCAGAGGGUGUAGAUCCAUUUGUCAUAUCUUUAGUAAAUAAUUAUAAAUUUUAUGGUAAGAUUUUUCUUGUUGUUAACAAAUAUGUUCUUUAAUAGGCAUUUGGUGUCAAUUACUUUUUUAAUGCAUACAUUUUUUUCAAGUGCACAAAAGUUGUUUGUUUUGAAAAAUAAUUAUUGAAACUUGAAGAUGUCUUUGAUUUACUAGACUUUGGAUCCACGUUACACAUUUUUUUUGACAUGCAACUCCAGAGAGAGGCAUACAAUUUUUUAAAUUCAAUCGGUAGAAAAUAACAGCACUCGAUUUUUAAUUUAUGUCAUUUUUUAAAAAGAAAGUUUACAAACUGAAGUGCAACAUUAUGGAAUUUUUUUUAUUCCACUAUGGCAAGAAUUACUUAUUCAUUUUUCCUUUUUUAUGCUAUUUUGUUAGUUAUUUUCAACAUACAAAUCUUAAAGGAAUAUACUAUGCCAUUUAGUUUUCAAACGUCAGCUUUGUUAAUUAUUAUCUAGACUUGCAAUCCCGGGGUAGUUUUUUUUAAAUCCCUGGUUCACAAGAUUCAAUUCCUUCAGUCCAACAUGUUUAAGUCAGAAACAGAAGCUUUCAAAUUUUUCCUUGAAAUAUUACCUCAUGCAGCACAUAUCAUUUUUAGAAACCACACACAUUUAGUUCACCACUACAUUAGCUCCACUCCACCCUCUAUAAUAUAUUUGCAAUGAAUCCUUCCCAGUAUAUUCAAGUAAGAAAAAGAUUUUACAAGUUUCAUUUUAACUUGAUACUUUUUUAACUGUAUGGGCUUUGAAAUUUCAUCGCAAAGAUUACAGUU
Molecule: messenger RNA, 3244 nt
Organism: Lymnaea stagnalis (great pond snail)
Lineage: Eukaryota; Metazoa; Mollusca; Gastropoda; Lymnaeidae
Source: the annotation of a GenBank genome assembly